AUAGCACUUUCUUGCAGACAGACCGCAAGAAGGUUUUGAAUCAUAUAGACGUUUAUAUAUACUCUCCUUACUCUUGCUACUCUUUUUCUGAGUCCGUAAGAUCAAUCUUUCUGCCUAAACACACUCGCUUCUUUUUUCCUUUUAUUCUUAACAUAGCCAUUUUUGUGCAAGUUUCAUUCGCUCUACUUCUUACGCACACUCACUUUUACGUCCAGUAAACACAGCAAAACCGGCCGUAAUUGAAUCAAAUUUCUUCAUUCUACUUGUACGCACAUACACCAAAUGUCUGUACUUACGACUAUAACAUUACCAUCGAAUAAUUGCAAUAGCAGCAACAGCAGCAGCAAUAACAACAAUAAUAAUGCAAAUAAGCUGAUAUGUACAGCAUGUCAAUUACCUUUGGAAGGUCAUGUCAUACGCGCUUUAGAAGGUGUAUAUCAUGUCGACUGUUUCCGAUGUUAUGAUUGUAGCGAGCCAGUUGCAGAGACAUUUUUUCCCAUCGAAUUAGAGAAUGGUCUCUUUCGCCCUCUUUGCGAAAAGCAUUACUUUCAACGAUUCGAUUUACGCUGUGAUACCUGUGGUGAAGAACUUAGCCGAGGAUCUUAUAUUACAGCUGUAGGCAAAAAAUUUCAUUUAGAGCACUUUUGCUGUAGUGUGUGUCAAUUUGUUUUCAGUCCUGAAGACUCUUACUACGAACAUGAAGAUCGAGUUUACUGCCAUUAUCAUUAUUCAUUAAAUUUCGCAAUGAAUUGUCAAGGAUGCGAAACAACUAUUUUGAAGCAGUUUGUUGAGAUUAAUCGGAAUAACGUAGAUGAGCAUUGGCAUCCAGAGUGUUAUAUGAUACAUAAGUAUUGGAAUGUCAAACUUGCCCAAGAGUUCGGUGACAACACUCUUAUAGAUUUUUGUCAACUCAACUCAAGCGAACUGAAAGAAGUUCAAAAUGCCAUGGAAGAUAAAGUGUAUCGCAUUUGGACAGUCUUAUCAGCAUUUGAAGAGUCAGCGGCAGGCUGCAUUUCGGAUAUGUUGAUUCAAAUGUCAGAGGGGAACUAUGUUGAAGGCGUUAAAAUGGCCGAUUAUUUUGUUUCCCAUAUCGAGAUCCUAUUUUCAGCCAUGGAUGAUCUUGCUUACCAUUUUCAAAAGCAGUUUAAGCAAGAACUGGCGUAUGAUAAAGAAGCGACCAUGUUAUGUAAAAAGAUAUCCAGUUUCUUUUCAUUGCUAUCUCAUACAUCUCUGCAACAACAGCAUCAACAGCGAGCCAGCAACGACAUAAUUACACCUGCCAGUACUGGUAUAUCAAUGAUGAAUAAUGAUCCCAACUGCUUUUCACUUCAACAAGCACAAUCAAGAAGUCAUCCAUUCAACUUGGGCAAUAGCGGUCAUAAGCUGGGUAUUACACAGGAUUUGGUGUCUCUUGUUACUGGACUAGCUCAUUAUCUAAAAGUUCUUAUUCGCAUCGGUUUGAUCGGCACUUUACGACUUGAAAAAAAGCAUGAUCCCAAUGCUGUAGACGUGAGCCGUUUCUUAAGCCAACUUAUGGAAUUAGCGAAUAAAAGAGAUCAAAGGCAUCUGCAGCAACAAUACGAACAGCGAUAUGAUAAUGUUUCGUCAGACUUAUGCCAAUUCUGUAAAAAAGUAUGCGAACAAGCUUGUUUCCAAUACAAACAGCACUAUCUUUGGCAUCGAGAAUGUUUUGCCUGUUCUAUGUGUUGCAUGCCAUUACGCGAGGACUAUGAACAGACUUGGAUAAAUGACACAUCAGCAGCGAUCGUUUGUAAAAAAUGUUAUGUAGCGGAUAGCAAAUUGCAGCAAGAUAGCGGAUAUAGUCAAGGAGCAGUAGAAAGUGUAUCGAAACUAAAGCAGUCCUCAUUUUUAUUGAGAGUAGCAUUACGACGAUUAUAUUCCUUGUUGAAUAUACCAGAUCCCAUGCUGGUUUAUGGCCAUCAACAGCAGCUCCCUCCUUAUCAUCUUCAGCUGCAGCCACAGCAGCAAGAAAAACAUUCAUAUAAACAGGAUCAAUCUCCUUAUCCAUCUUACCAGAUACAACAAUCACAACAGCAGCUGCCGUUACAGCAGCAGCAACUGGAUGGCGAGCAACAAUUGUCUCCUUCAACGCCUGUUCCACAAACGUCUGUCAACGAUCACUUUAAAGUUGAACUAUCAUCACCGCUGCAGCAACAACAAGAACAGAUUCCGCAGACCAAGAUUAACUUGACUGAUAUCAGACGAAUGAAGUCAACACACAUGAUGAGAAAAAUGACCAAUUCUCAUCGUGUUGGAAAACGUUCAACACUCAUGGAAACGCCCAGCCCGAACAUAGCUUACGUAUCCAAUAAAAUAGAAAUAAACAAUUAUAGUCAAAAUGAAGGGCAGCAACAACAGGUUUUGGACAAUUGUAUAGAGAAAGAUAUGAACCAGUUAAACAUCAGCCAUAGCAAUCCUAUCUCACCAUCACAUUUCGAGCAUAACACUCGGCCGUAUCAUCAACAAUAUAAAUACUCGAAAUCAGUCCCAGAAGCAAAGAGCUUUUAUUUCUCAGAGUUGGGUGCUCUUGAACAUUUCAUGUUGAAACAUAUUGCUGUGCUCUACUUGGAAGAAAUUUUACAUGAUCAUUUCACGCUAGAAGAGUUAGUAGAAUUAAUUGAUGAGCACAGUAAUCGCCGCAACCGAAAAAAUGGACAUCAUGGAAAUAGUAACAGCCAUGGUAACAGUAGCAGCAAUGGUGGUAGCACGUUAUGGAGUAAAUUUGUGACUAGUUUGAAUAAAGCAGCUUACGGCAAUCAGCAACAAUAUACCAAAAGCACGGGUGCAGCACGCUAUUAUGCAAAUAAUGGAACGACAAAUAGUGUUACGACGGCACCUACUACAUGCGCUACUUUUGGUGUCCCACUAGAUGUACUCGUCGAGAGAAACGGCAUUGAAUCAAAUUUAGGUCUGGGACCUACGCGGAUGAUCAAAAUUCCGGUGUUCAUCGACGAAGUGAUAUCAGCUAUGAAACAGAUGGAUAUGUCGGUGGAAGGCAUUUUCAGAAAAAAUGGAAAUAUUCGUCGAUUGAAAGAAUUGACGGAGGAAAUUGAUAGAAGUUAUCCCGGUGGCAGCAGCAGCAACAAUAAUAACGAUAAUGAUUCCGGAGGCCAACCUUUUAUAAACGAAACACCUGUUCAAUUAGCAGCUUUAAUAAAGAAGUUCUUAAGAGAAUUGCCAGAUCCUUUGUUGACCCAUAAAUUACACAGAUUAUUCAUCACCGCUCAAAAACUUGACUCAGAGGCGGAUCGCAAACGUGCAACCCAUUUGGCAUGUUGUCUAUUACCCAAACCAAAUCGUGAUACGAUGGAAGUCUUAUUCAACUUUAUAAAAUGGGUAUCAGAAUUUGCUCAAGAUUCCACGGAAGGUAAUGGAAAUGGUGGAAGCAAAAUGGACAUCAAUAACCUGGCUACAGUACUCGCACCCAACAUUUUAUAUUCAAGUUCAAAGGAUCCUGUUCAAGAUGAAUCUUUUUUCGCUAUUGAAACAGUAAUUCUGUUAUUAAAGAAUGCAGAUAUAUUUGCCACAGUGCCAGAGGAUUUUAUCCCAUUGCUGCAAAAUCUAUCAUACGAGGAUAACAGCAUUAACGAUGCAAAUGGUGAUAUGAUGGAGAUGAGUGUAAAGCAUAUACUAAAAAAAUGUGAAAUGGUCAUGAAAAUGAAGAAGACAAAGUCAAUGAAUGGGCCUAUCCCGCCUCAAUUACCACGCCAACAUUCUUCCCCGGCAACAGUAUUAACAGCUCAUUUACCGCCGCCACCGCCCCAUAGUUGCAGUAGUCCACUUACAUCACUACCACUGGGGCCUCUCACAACUUCAUCCACUCCUUCAACACCUUUUGCUCAACAGCAUUUGCAGCAUCAACAACAUCAUUAUUUCACGUCACCUAAUACGAAAAGUACUAACCAUACAUUGUCUUCCUCCCCUACAUCUAUAUACCAACAAUAUCUUCCACCGCCACCACCACCCUUAUCAUGCUCACAGUCAGAGUCAGUAUCUACAAAUGAAGGAAGUUACUUUACAUUGGACAGCCAUCAUACGAGCAGUACCAUAACAGUAGCAGGGAAAGUAGAUAUAAUAUCACCAUCACUUACCUCACCUCUGCCUGCUAUGAAUCGAUCACAGUCAUCUACAGAAUGUCCAGAACGAUAUAGUAAUUAGUGACUUGUUAUAUGAUAAUAACAGUGGUACUCGUUAUGCAAAAGACGUUACAAUGGAAUAAUAUCAUAAAACUACAAAAAAGAAAAAGAAAAGUAAGAAAUAAAGUUAUUCAUUCCUUAUUACUUGGUCUCAAGUAAUUCAGUUUAUGGACGAAUUCAGUUUAUUUCUUUUGAAAAAGAACUAAG
This is a messenger RNA of Mycotypha africana, 4364 nucleotides long. RefSeq lists its product as uncharacterized. The transcript has 5 exons. The record is from RefSeq and is a predicted model, not a curated record. Lineage: Eukaryota; Fungi; Mucoromycota; Mucoromycetes; Mucorales; Mycotyphaceae. The coding region runs from base 283 to 4179 and encodes 1298 amino acids. Gene Ontology annotation, biological process: actin cytoskeleton organization; signal transduction. Gene Ontology annotation, cellular component: cytoplasm.